Molecule: messenger RNA, 681 nt
Organism: Pyrus x bretschneideri (Chinese white pear)
Lineage: Eukaryota; Viridiplantae; Streptophyta; Magnoliopsida; Rosales; Rosaceae
Exons: 2
Coding region: 94-546 (150 amino acids)
Source: RefSeq, a predicted model, not a curated record
GGUACGGAAGUGUUAAGGCAUGAGAUGAUCAACCUGCAGUAGGUUUGCAUUGGAUUGGAUUAUUCUUUUGGUUUCUGGGAUGUGCUGCUGCAAAUGGAUAUUCAAGCUCGAAUAGGAAGCUUAUCAUCCUCCUCUCACAACUUUCGGACCUCUCGAAAACAUAACUCUUCAUCUUCUUCUCCAUCUUCUUGCUACUCGCCAUUGAAGCCCUUGUGCUCCAGAAGGGAUUCUCAGGAGCCCCAACAAAACGGUGACAACAAUGGUGAUAAAUUCUCAACAGAUUGGGACAAGGCAUGGGCAAACAUAAGGAAACAAGGCAAAAACAAAAAGAAGGGUGGCUUCUUCGCAGGGUUUUCUUCUCCAAACAAGUACGUGAGCUGGAACCCUAGGCAGUCCAAUUACCCACUGUCUGAGGAGGUUGAUCCAAUCAAGAGGACAGAAAGGUCCAAUCUCAUGCUAUGGACUAGUCCAAGGUUUACCCUAGCAGGAGCCAUUGUUAUUGUCACCAUCCUUUUGGUAUACACCAUUCUUUAUCCACUUAAGUAAUUACUUCUUCAAAAAAACAACAAACACAGGGCUCAUGUUGUAAAUAUGAUUGUGAUUUCCUAUGAGGAAAUGGCUAGUUGGAAAAGGAAUUCUGAAUAUGAUUACUAUAAAUAAAUGAAAGUUCUUACUUCUUCA